Messenger RNA from Cyprinus carpio (common carp), 3727 nucleotides. RefSeq names its product protein phosphatase, Mg2+/Mn2+ dependent, 1Ba. The coding region runs from base 444 to 1604 and encodes 386 amino acids. NCBI's taxonomy places the organism in Eukaryota, Metazoa, Chordata, Actinopteri, Cypriniformes, Cyprinidae. Gene Ontology annotation, biological process: protein dephosphorylation; negative regulation of canonical NF-kappaB signal transduction; positive regulation of canonical Wnt signaling pathway. The transcript has 7 exons. Gene Ontology annotation, cellular component: cytosol; nucleus. The record is from RefSeq and is a predicted model, not a curated record. Gene Ontology annotation, molecular function: manganese ion binding; protein serine/threonine phosphatase activity; magnesium ion binding.
GGGCCCCUCCCAUCACACAGAACCCAAGGCAAGCGCGCGGCCGUCAAUGGCACUGAGUAGUGCACGUCACCUGUCUCUAACAUGUAGCUGGAAACGAUAACACGGCUCGAAAUUCAACCCAGAUAAGCAACAGUCAGGUCGCACUUAUUUUUUCAUUGAGCCGAAGUGAAACAGCAUGUCAAAUAUGUUCGUUCCAGCUCGUAAUCCCAGAAGAGAGCCGUUGAGGGCAGACCUGACCGUGUGAAUUUAACCGCAUUUAGCUAGCCAGCUAGCUGGGUUUACCUUUAGCUGCGCUAGUCGAAACGAGCUAAUAUCACCAACGGUCCAAAUACUUAGAUGUUUAGCGAGUGGGUUCUCGUCAGAAAGGCACACUUGACGGCCGCCAGGAACGUGGCGUCUACUGGAAGGGGAAUUUCGACUUAAGAAACACGGUGGCCUGAGCCAUGGGGGCAUUUUUAGAUAAGCCCAAAACAGAGAAAUACAAUGCGCACGGGGAUGGGAACGGCCUGCGUUUUGGCCUCAGCAGCAUGCAAGGAUGGAGGGUGGAGAUGGAGGAUGCGCACACUGCAGCAGUAGGCCUGCCACAUGGCCUGGACGACUGGUCCUUCUUCGCCAUCUAUGAUGGGCAUGCCGGCUCGCGUGUCGCUAACUACUGUUCCAAACACCUGUUGGAACAUAUCGUCGCUGCGGGGUCAGCAGAUGAACUGCGGAAGGCUGGAGCUCCGGCACCCGAGACACCAGCCAUAGAAGCGGUGAAGAGGGGUAUCCGCGCCGGCUUCCUGAGGAUUGAUGAACACAUGCGCAGCUUCACAGACCUGCGAAAUGGCAUGGACCGCAGUGGCUCCACUGCGGUGGCUGUGCUACUCUCUCCAGAACAUCUGUACUUCAUUAACUGUGGGGACUCGCGAGCCCUUCUCUGCCGCAACGCGCACGUCUGCUUCUCCACGCUGGACCAUAAGCCCUGCGACCCACGGGAGAAGGAGCGUAUACAGAAUGCAGGUGGCUCUGUGAUGAUCCAGAGGGUUAAUGGAUCGCUGGCUGUAUCCCGAGCACUGGGUGACUAUGACUACAAGUGUGUAGAGGGCAAGGGCCCCACAGAGCAGCUUGUGUCACCGGAGCCUGAAGUAUUUGAAAUUGCUCGGUCAGAAGCGGAGGAUGAAUUUGUGGUGCUGGCGUGUGACGGUAUUUGGGAUGUGAUGAGCAAUGAGGAGCUGUGUGCCUUUGUGCGAUCAAGGCUGGAGGUGACAGAUGACCUAGAGAGAGUGUGCAAUGAGGUUGUAGAUACUUGUCUACAUAAGGGAAGUCGAGAUAAUAUGAGUAUUGUAUUAGUGUGUUUGCCAAAUGCACCCCAGGUGUCAGAGGAGGCGGUAAAGAGAGAUGCUGAGUUGGACAAGUACCUUGAGUCACGUGUGGAAGAGCUCAUUGAGAAAGCAGGGGAAGAGGGUGUGCCUGAGCUGGCGCAUGUCAUGAGCAGCCUGUCCCAAGAAAGCAUCCCCAAUCUCCCACCAGGGGGCGGCCUUGCCAGCAAGCACAGUGUUAUUGAAGCAGUGUACAACCGUUUGAACCCCCAAAGAGAAGAGGAUGGUCCCAGCUGUUUCAUUUGAGUGGUGCUGACCUUGAGGACCCGUGGUAGUCGUCCCACCUGAGGAAAGAGCACCUUUUCUACACAAGACAUUAGUCAUGUUUCUUUUGUUCCAGUGAAACCAAGAGAUUCAACGGACAUUCUUUCAAGAGUCACAACACAAUGGAAACACAGUACAACCAAAAGCAUUACAAACACACUUUUUUUUCUAAUAUAUGAGGGAAAGAAUGGAGUUCCAGUUUUAAAAACAAACUUAAACACAACAAUAACAAAAUACACAUCAUACAAUAAAAACUGUUUUUCUCACUUUUUUGUGGUGGCUGUGGGUGUUCAUUUUGAAACCGAGGAUGUUUUGCGAGAUGGACCCAUGUACGUGGUGUGGUGCCUUUUCAAGUCGGCUGCGAAUUCGAGUGAGGUUUGCUAACGCCAGAUGCCCUGAGGCCAGGAUACAGUUGAUAAACUUGGCUACAUGAGACCACUGCAGCCCCUGGUAUGGGGUUAUGGAUCUUCACUGGCUUUAACUGAGGAUAUAUUUGACUGAUGAAUGCGUGUGGAUCAUGUUUUAAAGAAUUGCUUCAUUACUACAUAACCUGCGUGGAAAGGAUUGAAGCUUGUUGGCCUUUUGCACCUUUCCUCCCUCAUCGUGCACUGACUGACCUUUAGGUAGAACCUCGGACUCGACUCGGCUUCGUUUUGCAGGCUAUCACUUGAUUGGUUGUCAUAAGCUUUUUAAUCCUGCUGUUUCAGAGAAUAUAGAAUAUAUAGAGAGAAAUAUAUAUAAAUUCAUAUAUAUUUUUUAUUUUUCCCAAGUUUGACGUUCUUUGUGGCUUAAUGUGUGAAGCAAUAGAGUUGUGUUGGUGGUGACCGAUGAGCGUGCCACGUUGUGUGAAUUACUUUAGACACACUGAGAUUUGUUUAUGUACUUGUGUAACCCAGCCACCCAAGAACUGUGGGUGAUGUUGGCUAAAAGGGAUUGUAAGUACCCACCAAAGCCACGCAGCUUUUCUCAGCUCCCCCUUUGUAUUAUAUCUCUCAGUCUUCUCUCCUUAUCAGCCCUCACUUUCACAAUGCAGAUGUGAACUUACAGCAACCUGCUUUUCUUCUUGUUUUUUUCCCCUCAGAGUAUAUUGUGAAGUGGUGUUUUUUGUUUUGGUUAGCUGAUCAUAAAAAUACUAGCUUUGUGAUGAAUUCACAGAAUAUUUUCUGAUUCAUCAUGCAGGUGUAAUGUUGGUUUUGCUCAUAUAUUUUCAGCAGUAAAUGGACUACAGUACUCACUGGCUUCAGAACCUGAAAGGUGAUGUUGAGCAGAACAAUAAAGAUUCAGGAAAAAGCAGUCUUGCUCCUCAUGUUUAAUCACAUUGGAAAAGCCCUGGAUGGCAAGAAAUUGUCUUUCUGAACAUAAAGCAACCAGCUGCAGGUUGAUUUGCUUUUGUGUGCGUUUUAGGAGGUGAUAGUGCAAUAAUAGACUGAAAUAAUUUCAAAUGAUGGUACUCUUAGUUAAAGUUUGGCCAUAAAACACACAAAAAAUAUAUGUAUAGAUGUUGUGAUCUGUAUUUCUGAGUAAACUAAGCUAUAUAUACAGUACUGAUCUACAUGACCUGUUAAGUGACUGAGUAUUUCAAAGAUUUGAUGUCUCCAGCAAAAGUUGGCAAUUGAUUAUUUAAUCAAAGCACUCAUUGCAUCAACGUUGGACCUUAUAAACUUGACUUUGUUGUGAAGCGAUAAAAAAGUGUUGUAGGUUAGAUUAGAAGUUAUCAGACUGAGAAAGUGCUUUCAAGUUUUGUGUGCGAUAUGCAUCCUAUGGUCAGUAAGCAGACUGUGGGCCAUAUGUGGCCUCAUUAGUCUGAGGCUAAAAAUGCAUUAUGGCUAAUAAUGAGUGCUAUGCUAUAUAGGGUAUCAAGUAAGCCUGUUUUAAAAAUCGCAGAACAAGUUUUGGUUUAUUUGUUUAAUUUAGAUUUUUAGUUCCAGACCUAUGGUAAAGAUGAAAAAAGCUCUGUACCUGUAACAAGGAAUGCAUUGUAUAAUUUAAAACCAGCUGCAUUAACAACAGUUCAUUCAAAUUAAAAUAUCAUUGCACCAAAUAUUCGUCUUGGUGUAAUCAGGCCUUGACAGACUGCUUAAACAUCAAUAAAAUUAUAUAAUCAA